This is a messenger RNA of Cololabis saira (Pacific saury), 1752 nucleotides long. Its product is annotated as carotenoid-cleaving dioxygenase, mitochondrial-like. The transcript has 12 exons. NCBI's taxonomy places the organism in Eukaryota, Metazoa, Chordata, Actinopteri, Beloniformes, Belonidae. Gene Ontology annotation, cellular component: mitochondrion. The coding region runs from base 1 to 1674 and encodes 557 amino acids. Gene Ontology annotation, molecular function: carotenoid dioxygenase activity; beta-carotene 15,15'-dioxygenase activity. Gene Ontology annotation, biological process: carotene catabolic process; retinal metabolic process. The record is from RefSeq and is a predicted model, not a curated record.
AUGGACACCAUCAAACACCAGAAGAUGGGCACUAAAGGUAACAAAAAAUCCAAGUCCAGAAAGACCAUCAGCCACUUCACAGAUGUGCACGGUCUGCCUUGCAUUGAGAAGAUUGUGACUUCAGUGCAGGAAACUCCUGAGCCCAUCAGCACCCACAUAACGGGCUCAAUCCCAAACUGGAUCAAGGGGAACUUCCUGAGGAAUGGGCCGGGGAAGUUUGAGAUCGGUAACCAGAGGUUUAAUCACUGGUUCGAUGGGAUGGCUCUCCUGCACCAGUUCAAAAUAUCUGAUGGUCAGGUGACUUAUAAAAGUCGCUUCCUAUCAAGCGACAGUUACCAAUCCAACAAGGAGCACAAUCGUAUUAUGGUGUCUGAGUUUGGGACCAUCACUAUGCCAGACCCUUGCAAGAACUUCUUUCAGCGUUUUCUGUCUAGAUUUGAGUUACCGAAGGCCUCGGACAAUGCCAACGUCAGUUUUGUCAACUACAAGGGCGAUUACUACGUCAGCACAGAGACCAACAUCAUGCACAAGGUGGAUCCAGAGAACCUGGAGACAAAACAGAAGGUGGACUGGACCAACUUUAUUGCUGUGAAUGGAGCGACUGCACACCCUCACACUGAGCCUGAUGGAACCACGUACAACAUGGGGAACUCCUACACUCCUAAAGGAGCAUACUACAAAAUCAUCCGAGUGCCCCCAAGCAAGAAAGAAGAGGAUGAAACCCUGGAGGGAGCCACAGUGCUGUGCUCGAUAGCUUCAGGGGACAAGACCAAACCCUCCUACUACCACAGCUUUGCGAUGUCUGAGAACUACGUGGUGUUCAUCGAGCAGCCAAUCAAGAUGGACCUGCUGAAAAUUGCGACAGGCAAGCUGACAGGCAAAAGCAUCAGUGACGGCUUCUCCUGGGACCCAAAACUCAACACCAUCUUCCACCUCGUUCACAAACACACUGGACAGCUGAGCCCCAUCAAGUAUCUGGCCAAGCCGCUGUCGACCUUCCACCAGAUCAACGCUUACGAGGAGGGAGGCUUCUUGACCAUAGACAUGUGCGCUUCAGAUGACGGUCAGGCAAUCUCCAACUACAACAUCCAGAACCUGCGCAAGUCUGGAGAAGCUCUUGAUGAGGUGUAUAACACCUUGUGUAGAACCUUCCCCCGGCGUUUCGUGCUGCCUCUCAACAUCGAGCAGGCUACGCCGUACAACAUGGACCUGAACGAGCUCCCAGACAGCACCGCCACCUGUGUCAGAACCGGCAAGAACAAGGUGUUCUGCACCCAUGAGGAUCUCCAUGAGGAGGAUCUCCAUCGCUAUGGUGGUCUGGAGUUCCCCCAGAUCAACUAUGGCAGGUACAACACCCAUCACUACCGUUACUUCUACAGCUGUGGCUUCAGACACCUGGUAGGAGACACCCUGAUCAAGAUGGACAUCCAGGGAAAACAGAUGAAGGUGUGGGAACAUCCUGGUCUGUAUCCCUCCGAGCCGGUCUUUGUACCCUCCCCCGAUGGAGCAGAGGAGGACGAUGGGGUUGUGCUGUCCGUGGUCGUCACUCCAAACAAGGACAAGAGUACGUUCCUCCUGGUUUUGGAUGCAAAGACGUUUGAGGAGCUGGGCCGGGCCGAGGUUCCGGUCAACAUCCCAUACGGCUUCCACGGAGCGUUCAGCGCCAUCGCUUAGACGUGUGGACGCAGCAAGACAUGUGCGGUCACGUGGGGUCGCUGUGACUGUAAAUAUCUGCUGUUGUCUCAUGAUAAA